Molecule: messenger RNA, 3010 nt
Organism: Tripterygium wilfordii
Lineage: Eukaryota; Viridiplantae; Streptophyta; Magnoliopsida; Celastrales; Celastraceae
Product: F-box protein CPR1-like
Exons: 2
Coding region: 192-1415 (407 amino acids)
Molecular function (GO): protein binding
Source: RefSeq, a predicted model, not a curated record
UGGAACCCCUCCCCGUUUCCAAUUCCAGACUCCAGAAACCUCCAACAGCCGAGAAACCACUCCUCCAACUGUCAGCAUUCCGUCGAAUAUUAAUUGAUAAUCAAUACCAUGAUUUGUGUUUUAUUCAAGUGUUUUCAUGAUCUACAAAUCACUCUCCCAAGUCCCAACCGUCACCAUUCCAUCGAAUAUUAAUGGAAGGCAAAAUCUCUCUCCCGAAAAUGCCGACGGUACCACUAGACGUAAUCGCCGACAUUACAGUACGGCUUCCGGUAAAGUCCCUGGUGCGUUUCAAGUGCGUAUCCAACACAUGGCGUUCCAUGAUCGAGGACCCGAAUUUUGUUAAGCUCCAUCUCCAACACUCCCUCAAGACCGGCUCUAAUCACUACCUCAUGCUCAAAUCCUAUAAUCUAUACACAGUCGAUUUCGACUCUCUUAAUGCCGCUAUGGGAAUGGACCAUCACCCUUUGUAUGCCGGGCCUCAAUGGCAGACGGAGGCAAUUGGUUGCUGCAAUGGGUUGGUUUUGUUGCGUAACUCGGAGGAAGACCUGGCUUUGUAUAACUUUUCUACUAGGAUGUCCCAUCUGUUACCCGGAGAGCCAAUCGUCAUGUUCCAGCGCGAGUUGUCUCGUUGUGUUUUUUACGGGUUUGGUUAUGAUUUAGUGAACGAUGAUUAUAAAGUUGUGAGAGUGAUUUUGGGUUUAUCUCAGGAUCCUGAAGUCGAGCCUGAGGUUGGGGUUUACAGUUUGAAGACUAAUUCAUGGAAAAGGCUGAAGACCCUCCCUGUUGGCAUUCGCUGGUUGUUUAGCCCGUAUUAUUAUUCAUUUUCUGCUGAUAGAGGUUAUGGUGUGCUCGUUGAUAAUGCUCUUCAUUGGGUGUCGCCACUGGACCCUCAAAUUGGUAGGCCUAACUUGAUCAUUGCUUUUGAUCUUGGGAGUGAAGAGUUCCAUGUGGUUCCGCAACCAGAGUAUGAACAUGAGAUUUUUGAGAUGGAUUUGAGUGUAUUGAGAGGUUGCUUAUGUGCUCUUUGCAAUGACAAGGAAUCAUGGGUUGAUGUGUGGCUGAUGAAGGAAUAUGGAGUGAAAGAGUCGUGGAGUAGGUUGUUUAGGGUAGAACAACCCAGAGUUCAUUUAUUUAAGGCUUUAGCUUAUUCAAAGGAGAACGAUGAGGUUCUCUUCAUGAAGGAAGACCGGAAGGUUGUAUGGUAUGAUCCGAAAAGGAAAAGGACCACGAGGGUGAGGAUUGCUGGUGCGCCAAUAUCAUUUUGCGCGGAGUUGUGUAUAGGAAGCCUUGUUCCAUUGAGCAACAGUGAUGGGAAGGAGAAGCUGGAGCGGGAGAAAAAUGAAAAGCAAGAUGAAAAGAAGAAAAGGAAAAGGAAGGAUGAUUUUCUAUCAAAAGGGUUCAAAUUGGUCUUAUGAUAAGUAUAAGCGGAAGUGAACAGAGGUAAGCUAUCGAUCACAUCAUAUUAGCAAACUUGUACUCUAAUUCGACAAGUUAAUGUAGGUUGAUAUAUUUGUAGAGUUUUACAAGAAAAAUCCUGAAGUUCUACACUUCUACCACUUCUGUACUAUUAUGGUGUUGUUUCAAUUAUCUUAGCUAUCAAUUGUCAAUUCUACAAUACUUUGCUGCAACAUAACUUGGUUCAUUGAGUGCAUGGGAAUGGAUUCCAGCAAGGCAAGGUUAGAAAAAUUCUUGUUAAGGAAGCAUAAGAAAGUUAGGUUUUGUUUGACAAGAGGCAUGAUAUUUUCUUAAGUCCAUUGUAUCUAGAUAUGUAGUGCAGGAGGAAUUUCUUGUACAGUUUUUCUGAAAAAAGAAUUAGUGACUCGACUUUUAAAUUUUGAAGGCACUAUAGGUCCAAAAACAUGCCAUGUCCAUAGGACAACCUUUUUGUUUGUUCCCAGACUCUCUGAAAGAUGGUUUUUGUUAAACUCUUUCUGGUUGAUAGUUAAAUCUGUGUGUCUUAACCUAUGGUCCAAUUAGCAAAUUUAAAAUGUAGAAUUAUGUCUUAAUGAGCUAGGCGUGCUCGGUAUGAUCUUAGCAUUGGGCGCUUUUGGUGUCGGCUUGGUAUGGGUUUUCUACCCGCCAAAACCUUUUUGUUUUGAAAAUAAAACACUGAAUGUUUUCCCUUUGUAUGCGUAGAAGGAUGAAAAUAAUACUAAGACAACUUUACUGUUUGGAGGCGCUAAUCAAAACUUGGAGCAUUUGUUAGUUUAUAUGCAGGAUUGCAGUUGUAUAACAGAAAAUAAAUCUGUCUUUGUGCCCCUAGUGGUAUUCCUUUACUAGGUUGGUCCUCAAUUUAUAAAAUGCUCUGUGCGGGAGUAUCCUCAGUUCAUUUUAACCACUGCCCUAUAAGAUGAGAGUCCACAUCUCUAUAUUUGGAGUUUCCUUCCACCUAAGAUCUGAAUUUGACCUCCUCUUAAAAAUGCAACUUGCGAUUUCUCUGUCACAUUGUUAGCAUGACAAAUUUGAGGUGAUGGAAUGGCCAUUUACAUAUGAUCAGUGAACUGAGUAAGCUGAGAGAUCCAAUCACUGGAAGGGAUCUCGUUGGUAUUUUGUCCUAGCUACAUUACAUAUCCUUUAUCUUUCUAUUUAUUACUUGGUUGUUAGAAAACUGAAUGACUUGUGCAGGUUUCAUGGCGACUUGGUCGUAGACACAGGGUUUCACGGAGAAAAAAAAAUCAUCUUCUUUGUUUUUUUUUUUUUGAGUUAGUUUUUCUUAGAAGAGAGUCAUCAUUUUGUGCUGCAUUGCUGCUUUGGCUCACAAGUGAUGACAUGAACAAAGAACAAGAAAAGGCAGAGAGCAAGCAUCAGAUUCCUUGGUUGCAGUGGAAUUAAGGAUGACUUGUACAUACUAAAAGUAGUAGUGCUGGUAACUUUGUUUUGGCCCAUAUUACGUAAUGAAAGUUAAAGAAAAUGGGUUCUUUAUGGAUUUCACCAUUAGCAUUUGCUAGAUGUUAGAUCUGGAAUUUCUUGUUGUGGAAUCCAGUUUUCCAGAUUUUAUAGUUUUGUUUAU